AUGGUGGAAACCGAGGGGAAACGGGACGAAGUCGCUCGUGUUUCCCUCGUUUCCACGAAGGGUGUUCUCCUGGACGAGUUCGUUCUUCCCGAAGGCAAAAUCACCGAUUAUCGCACGCAGUACUCCGGAGUCACGGCAGAACAUCUCGCUUCCUGCAAAAAUACCUUCGAAUCGAUUCAGCAGCGCGUUUAUUCGGAAAUGACCAAAAUCCCCUCGAUUUUAGUGGGCCAUUCGCUGGAAAACGACCUGGCUGUGCUGAAGCUGGUUCAUAGCCACAUCAUCGACACAGCUGUGCGUUACACGCAUCCCACUCCUGGAUACAAGCAUUCCUUGCGCUAUUUAGUAGCCAAUUAUUUAAAUCGGAGCAUUCAAGGCGGCAAGAAGGGACAUGAUCCCCGCGAGGAUGCGAAGGCCGCUUUGGAUUUGACGAUCUUUUAUGCGAGUGGCGUGGGGUGA
Blastocystis hominis is the source of this 456-nucleotide messenger RNA. RefSeq lists its product as hypothetical. The coding region runs from base 1 to 456 and encodes 151 amino acids. The record is from RefSeq and is a predicted model, not a curated record. NCBI's taxonomy places the organism in Eukaryota, Bigyra, Opalinata, Blastocystidae. Gene Ontology annotation, molecular function: exonuclease activity; nucleic acid binding. Gene Ontology annotation, cellular component: nucleus. The transcript has 2 exons.